Molecule: messenger RNA, 4333 nt
Organism: Nymphaea colorata (pocket water lily)
Lineage: Eukaryota; Viridiplantae; Streptophyta; Magnoliopsida; Nymphaeales; Nymphaeaceae
Product: disease resistance protein RGA2-like
Exons: 1
Coding region: 131-3151 (1006 amino acids)
Biological process (GO): defense response to other organism
Molecular function (GO): ADP binding; protein binding
Source: RefSeq, a predicted model, not a curated record
GGACAAGGUAAGCAAGCCCUGGACCACUCUGUGCUCUUGCUUUAAUUAACAUGUAUCUACAUGUUACCAACUUGGGAAUGAAAUUAAAAAGAUCAACCAAAGGCAUAAUGAAAUUGAACAACAUAAGGAAAUGGUGGAUUUGCUCAACACAACACCAAAAAUUAAGAGUGAGGAUGCUAUUGGUGGGGAACAUGACAAUCCUCGAGUGACAACCCAUCUCAUAAGUAGUGCACAACCACCCAUGGGUAGGGCAGAUGAUAAAGAGAAAGUAAAAGAACUCUUGUUUUAUGGCUUUAAAGAAAGUAGUGCGCUCGGAAAAGAUGGUGUUUCUAUUGUAUCCAUUGUAGGUCAAGGUGGGAUUGGGAAAACAACUCUUGCAAAAAUGGUUUUUAAUGAAGUCAAAGAACAGUUUGGGAACCGCAGGUGGUGGGUUUGUGUUUCAGAGAAGCCAAAUCGUAUGGGUUUGCUGAAAAAGAUACUAAAGGAAGUAUGCAAGGAAUCAGUCAGAGAACUUAAGGGUACCUAUUCCUUAAGUGAUUUGUGCACACGAUUGCAGAGCAAGCUGUCAAAGAGCAAGUUCAUAUUGGUCUUAGAUGAUGUAUGGGAAUUAGAUGGGUGGUGGGGAGACAUAGCAGGCAUCCUAUUGGGAGGUGCAAAGGAAAGCAAGAUUUUGAUCACCAAUAGAAAGGUAGAAGUCUCCCAAGCAAUUGGUGCUAAAAUUCAUAAAUUGUCACAAAUGUCUUUCGAUGAAAGUUGGAGUUUGUUUCUGCGUGUGGCAAAGAAACAAGAAUAUGAAUUAGAGAGUCACCAUUUGAAACGUAUUGGGGAGAAAAUAGUGGCGAAAUGUGGUGGCUUGCCACUUGUUGUCCAGACGGUAGGAUCCUUAAUGCGUACAAAAAGGAUGACUAAAGAUGACUGGGAAAGCGUUGAGAAGAGUGAGAUUUGGGAAUGGAAGAUGCCUGUCUCAACAUCAUCAUCCUCUGAAAUAUGUGGUAGCAUUCUUCCUGGUCUCAUGCUGAGCUACGAUGACUUGCCACAUUAUUUGAAGAGUUGUUUUGUAUAUUGCUGCAUUUAUCCAAAGAAUUAUGAAAUAAAAAGGGAUAGAUUGGUCAUGCAAUGGAUGGCACAUGGAUUGAUUGACCAAAAGAAAGCCAUUGAUGUGGAAGUGACUGCUAACCAGUGGAUUAGUGAUUUGAUAAAUCGGUUCAUGAUUGAAGAAACUGAAUAUAAGGAUCUCAAAUUGCAUGACAUUUUGCAUGACCUUGCCUUAUAUAUAGGUGGAAAGGAAUAUAGUCAUGCCUCUGCUACUGAGCACACCCGCCAUCUAUCAUUACUUGGUGUCGACGAUGCCGAUGCGCAAAAGCAUAAUGCCUCAGGAGCAGCAAAUAAGUUGUGCACAAUAUUGACGAGUGAGUUGCCUUUGGUUUACGCUAAAGACUUAGCCAAUUUCAAGUGUUUGAGGGUGUUAUCAUUGAGGGAAUGUCGGAUCGAUGAGCUGCCAAAGUCCAUUGAAGACCUUGCACUUCUAAAAUAUUUGGAUCUAAGCCAUUGUCAUGUGAGACGGUUGCCCAGUUCAAUCGGCAGACUCUGUAACCUGCAAACAUUGGAUUUAAGUAAUAGUAGAAUUGGAGAGUUGCCCAAGGAAAUGGGCAAACUGUGCAACUUGAGGUAUCUUGGCCUAAAAGAUGCAGAGGAAUUGGAAUUUGUAGCUGAAGGCCUGGGGAAGCUUACUAAUUUACGGACCUUGCAUAGGUUUAGGGUAUGCGAUGACAAGGGGGAUACAAGAGGAUGCAAGAUUGAGGAAAUAAAAGACUUGAAUAAACUAAAGGGGGAAUUGUCAAUAGAAGGUUUGGGUGGGGGAAGGGUGAAAGUAAUUGAUGCAGAGAAAGCAGAGCUUAAGGAGAAGCAUGAGCUAAUUAGGGUGAAAUUUGACUUUGAGGUGCGAGAGGAUGAUAAAGUUGGUAGUGCUUCUGAACAGAAGGGCUUGCUGGAGGCUUUGAAACCUCCACAUAGCAUAGAGAGGUUGGAAAUUUGGGGUUAUACAGGAGAUAGGCCUGCGUGGUAUUCGGACACCAAUUGUGGGAAGCUGCAGACACUAUGGCUUCUAAGUUGCCCAUCAUGGGACACAGUGACAGGAAUUAAAUCAUUGGAAGAAUUGGGGGUCAGCAACUGCCCAACAUUGUGUGAAUUACGGAGCAUGCCUUUGCUGAAGUCCUUGGAAAUUUGGGAAUGUGAUGGGCUCAACACGAUUGGUGACUUGCCGGCAUUGGAGUCGUUGGAUGUGAACAGAUGUGAAAAGCUGAAGACUCUCGCUAACAUGCCUGCAUUGGAGUCAUUGGAGGUGAAGAGAUGUGGUAGGGUAGAGCAAGUAGCUGAUGAUCACAUGCCAGCAUUAAAGAGGUUGUGGUUGUCUGACCUGAACAUUUUGAAGCAGCUCCCUACUCGCCUUCCUUCACUUGAGAAACUAAGUGUGAAUAAUUUGCCCAACUGGGAAUCAACACUUACUUCUAUGCCAUGCUUAAGAGAGGCACACUUUUACAAAUGUCCAAAGAUGCAAACAAAAGGCUGGAUUUAUGCUCUAUUGGAGAUGGCGGGGUAUGACGGUCAAGCGAUUCAGCUCCAAAGGCUGUCAGUGUGGAAUUGCCCAAGUGCAAGAUUGGGAUGGAAAUUGCUUGAGCAACUACCUAACCUCGUUGAGUUGGGGUUGGAUUCAGAAUCAGCAGUACUACUGCCAUCGCCAUUGCCAUCACAAGUAUCGACAUUUCUACCCUCCCUUACAUGUCUGUAUUUGAGAGACAAUAAUGUUAAUGAGGAGGUCAAAUGGGGAAGGGUGCCUGAGUGGGUGUGGGGUCUCUCUCAACUGGAGGAAUUGAAACUAAACUCCUUCUCUGAGGACAUCAGUUUGGGAGGCCACUGGCAAUGCUUCCUGAAACUGAGAAAGCUGAUGCUUUCUAAGUUCCCCAAUCUGAAGUCUCUGGUGGACGUGAAUGUUAUUACUCCCCAACAAAAUGAAACAACAUGUGCCACCGAUGCACAGCAACAGAUCGCCUGCCUUUCCAACCUUCAAUCGUUGACAAUUGACUCAUGUCCAGCACUCCAUCUGCCGCAGGAGUUAAGCGACCGUCUUGCGAAAAGAUUAGACAUAGAUUAAUUAUUUUGGUUAAAUAUGUGUGUUUCCAUUUCGUUGCCUCUUCUUUCUCUCUCUCCAUCUCCCUCUUGCUUGACUUGGGUCGGGUAAACUGAGGUGUUGUUGAACUGAACUGGCGUACCUUUUAUGCAUCAACAGAGUCUUCUCUAGCUGUUUUAACUUACUCAAAAAGAUGACCAUCUCUCUCAUUUGUUUUUUUGUAAUUGAAAACAAAUAUCAAUUAUGUGAAUAUGGUCCCGUAGCAGCAGAUACCAUGUAUAAAUCAUAAAUGCGGUGCUGUUUGGGUCAAAUAGAAGGCAAUGUUCUUUGGCUUGAAUCGGUUUAGAUACUAAAAAUGACCUUUUCCUUUAAGAAAAUUUUAAAAAUUGCUUUGUUUUAUAUACAUCAAUUGAUGCACAAAGGCUCCCAUUAAGAAAACCUUUAACAAAGACAAAAUUGCAAAUAGAAAAAAGUAAAAAGACUAUAAAAGACAUUGCUUUUUAAUAAGUUACCAAAAUGUAGUUCCCUCCUUUAAUGCAUUGGAUGCAUGCAACUUUCUCUGGAAGCCUUGUUGCUAGAGUUAGGCACUGGGCUGCCAUGGACGGUUCACUCUUGACUGCUAGAGUUGCUGGGUUAACUUCUUCCUGAGGCAGGCAGACAUGCUACAAUAAGUGGAUGCAGGCAAGAGUGAGAAGGGCGUGGCCCCAUACUGAACUCUGGACCAUGAGAUAGCCUCCGUGGAUGUGUAUGAUGGCUCUUGUCAAAUGUGGCAAGUAGCAGCUGGUUCAAGGGUAGAGAGAUAGAUGCAGGUCAAGCCAGGGUAUCGUGUGGACCUCUGACCAUCCAAGUCCCAAGUAUCGUGCUGUCUGGGACCUAGCAGUGCAGAUCUUCUCGCAUAAUCCAUGGAAGAAGGCCUGCCAAUAUCAUGAGGUUGCCGAAUAACAUGUUCAUGCCAGUCUGUAAUUAAUGAUUGCCUUGGCUACAGGGAGGCACGAAGACACAUGAAGGAUAAUCAGACGGGGCUUUGACCUUACUUCAAUCUAGUAUGCCUUUCUCGUGGUGGUUGAAGUUGCCAACAUGUAUGGCCUUGAGUACCAUAGGUGCUUGGGCGGAGGAGGAGGUCCAAAUUAAAGUUUCUAAAUUUUGACAAACACUGAAAUAUACUUUUUCAAAAUUUUUAUAUAAGACAAGUGAAAAUUUCUAAAA